Nylanderia fulva is the source of this 439-nucleotide messenger RNA. Lineage: Eukaryota; Metazoa; Arthropoda; Insecta; Hymenoptera; Formicidae. The record is from RefSeq and is a predicted model, not a curated record.
AAUGAUAUGAAAAUAAGAUCUAUUGAUGAAAAUAUAUAUAAUGAAAAGGCUGCCUUGCAAGAAAAAGGCUAUGAAUCUUUAGAGAUCAAUGACUCGCAAAUAUUAGAUAUUAAUACAUUGAUAAAUGCUAUCGAUAAAAAUGAAAAUAUUGGUGAGAUGCAUAUCAAAGGCUGUAAUUUCCUGGAAAAUUCUGGAAUUUUAAUGACUAUAGCAUCUCCUUAUGGCAAAACCAAAAGGCAGCGUUGGACAGAAAAAGAAAAAGAAACAGUACUUCAAGCAUUUUCCACACAUAUGAAAAACUUAACGCUACCGUCUUUACGAGAAAUUCAAGAAACUAAAAAGAAGUAUAGUUGUUUAUUUAAUCGGACAUCGCCGCAAAUAAAAACAUGGAUCCAUAAUAAACAGAAAGCUCUACGACAAUAUGAAUAAUGUCAUUCUG